This is a messenger RNA of Colletotrichum orchidophilum, 504 nucleotides long. RefSeq lists its product as uncharacterized. The record is from RefSeq and is a predicted model, not a curated record. NCBI's taxonomy places the organism in Eukaryota, Fungi, Ascomycota, Sordariomycetes, Glomerellales, Glomerellaceae. Bases 1 to 504 code for a protein of 167 amino acids. The transcript has a single exon.
AUGACCCAAGCCCAGGUGCUUCAUCGUCUUAUACUUUGCCUCAUUAGAUUACGACAUCGCAAAUCGCACGCCUCGCAUACCAGCUCCGCGAUUUUCGUUGUGUACCUGUCCAUACCUCCUCUCUCCCCUUAUCAUCCUGUCUCAAUUCUACGUCCGUUCAACAUCGGUUACUCUGCCUUUCUGUUUCUGCCUGUCUUGGAGCCCGUGAGCUGUCAAAGAGCAAACUCUCGUCCAUCUCAACUUUUUGCCGUACUCGCCGUAUCUGACCCUCUUCUUCUUCCCUCCUCUCACGCCCUCUCCCCCCUCGUCUUGCUCAUCUCCCCUUCAUCGCUGCAAACCCCUGACUUUCUUCCCCACGCUUCUGUUGAACUCUCCCGGCAACUGCAACCUCACUCGUGCCUCCGUCGAUUUGCUCUGCCCAUAACCCACACUUCCGACCGUUCUGUUGGGUCCUUUUUGCUCCAGGCAUUCCACCACCCUUGUCGUGUUUGCGCACCGACUUGA